This is a messenger RNA of Octodon degus (degu), 1318 nucleotides long. RefSeq names its product pancreas specific transcription factor, 1a (gene Ptf1a). Gene Ontology annotation, molecular function: RNA polymerase II transcription regulatory region sequence-specific DNA binding; protein dimerization activity; DNA-binding transcription factor activity, RNA polymerase II-specific. The transcript has 2 exons. The record is from RefSeq and is a predicted model, not a curated record. NCBI's taxonomy places the organism in Eukaryota, Metazoa, Chordata, Mammalia, Rodentia, Octodontidae. Bases 1 to 969 code for a protein of 322 amino acids. Gene Ontology annotation, biological process: regulation of transcription by RNA polymerase II; developmental process.
AUGGACGCGGUGCUGCUGGAGCACUUCCCCGCGGGGCUGGACGCCUUCCCCGCCGCCUACUUCGACGAGGAGGACUUCUUCACCGACCAGUCCUCCCGGGACCCGCUGGAGGACGGCGAGGAGCUGCUGGCCGACGAGCAGGCGGAGGUGGAGUUCCUCAGCCACCAGCUGCACGAGUACUGCUACCGCGACGGGGCGUGCCUGCUGCUCCCGCCUGCGCCCCCGACCGCCCCGCGCGCGCUCGCUGCGCAGCCCUCGGGGAGUCCCGGGGAGCCGGAGGACGCUGGCGGCGGCUACUGCUUCGAGGCAGGGGCGGCCCCCGGCGCCUUGGCCUUCUCACCCGGCUCCCCAUCCCAGUGCCUGGCCUACCCAUGCGCGGCUGCAGCCGUGCUGUCCCCCGGCGCACGGCUGCGGGGCCUGAGUGGGGCGGCGCGGCGGCGGCGGAGGGUGCGCUCGGAGGCGGAGCUGCAGCAGCUUCGGCAGGCGGCCAACGUGCGCGAGCGGCGGCGCAUGCAGUCCAUCAACGAUGCCUUCGAGGGGCUGCGCUCGCACAUCCCCACGCUGCCUUACGAGAAGCGCCUCUCCAAGGUGGACACGCUGCGUCUGGCCAUCGGCUACAUCAACUUCCUCAGCGAGCUUGUGCAGGCGGAUCUGCCCCUGCGCGGCGGCGGAGCGGGUGGCUGCGGGGGACCGGGUAGUGCAGGGCGCCUGGGCGGGGACAGCCCGACUGGCCAGGCUCAGAAGGUCAUCAUCUGCCACCGGGGCACGAGGUCUCCUUCCCCCAGCGACCCGGAUUAUGGCCUCCCUCCCCUCGCAGGUCACUCUCUCUCCUGGACUGAUGAAAAACAACUCAAAGAACAAAACAUCAUCCGAAGGGCCAAAGUGUGGACCCCAGAGGACCCCAGAAAACUCAACAGCAAAUCUUUCAACAACAUAGAAAACGAACCGCCCUUUGAGUUUGUGUCCUGAAAGGGCCAACACUCGGCUGGGGAUCUAACUGUGACCGAGCAUACUGUACAUGUAAAUAUCUAUGAUGUAAAUGUAACUUAAGAAUGAGAUUUUUCUAAUGGCAAUCAACUGUUUGUUAUUUAUCUAUUUAUUAUUCUGUUGAGUUAAUGACAUAGAUGAUUUCUUUUUAAAUAUAUAAUUUAUAUAAUUUAUCCCGAUUUUCUAAAAAUAUGCAAUAGCCUAUGAUUCCCCAGCACCUUUGAUGGAACCAUGUUAUUGGUUGGAAGAACCCUCUGGCCAGCAGACUUCAUGCCUAUUUAUUGUCAAAUGUGGUUUACUUUUCAGCGUUAAUAAAUGCUAUUUACAUCUU